Gamsiella multidivaricata is the source of this 765-nucleotide messenger RNA. RefSeq names its product casein kinase II regulatory subunit-domain-containing protein. The transcript is spliced from 4 exons. Gene Ontology annotation, cellular component: cytoplasm; protein kinase CK2 complex. NCBI's taxonomy places the organism in Eukaryota, Fungi, Mortierellomycota, Mortierellomycetes, Mortierellales, Mortierellaceae. Gene Ontology annotation, molecular function: protein kinase regulator activity. The record is from RefSeq and is a predicted model, not a curated record. The coding region runs from base 1 to 765 and encodes 254 amino acids.
AUGCUUGAGAGCACCAACGAACUCAUCAUUCUUUUCAUACGACUCAUAGGAUCCGACGUCUCUAAUGAAACUGGGACUGAAUCAAUGCCCUGGAUCGCGUGGUUUUGCUCACUCGGAGGACACCAGUAUUUUGCUGAGGUUGCAGACGAGUUUGUAGAGGAUGACUUCAAUCUGACAGGACUGAACUCAAUCGUUCCUUUCUACAAGGAGGCACUGGAGAUGAUUCUGGACCUGGAGCCUGAGGAGGAUAGCACGAAGGUGCCGGAUGUAUCAAUCGUGGAGGCGUCGGCGGAACAGCUUUAUGGUCUUAUUCACCAACGCUUCAUUGUGACACGGCAGGGGCUACAACAGAUGGCUGAUAAAUACCAGGCUGGACAUUUUGGAAGCUGCCCUCGAACCUACUGCCAGUCAACAAAUGUAGUGCCAUGUGGACGAUACGAUCUUCCCGGUGUGGAAACUGUAAAGCUGUACUGUCCCAAUUGCCAGGAUAUCUAUUCACCGCCCAGCUCAAGAUAUCAUAACCUCGAUGGCGCAUAUUUCGGAACGACGUUCGCCCACAUGCUGUUCCAUAUCUACCCAGAGCUCCAGCCGAAUGUCCUCAACAAGAUCUACACGCCAGCAAUCUAUGGAUUCAAGAUUUCAGAGUAUAGUCGCUGUGGACCACGCAUGCAAUGGCUCAGAAACAAGCAGGACCCCAACUUGUUGGAUGCGAAUGGAAGGCUGAUCAAGGACGCAAACGACCAUGACGAAGACGACUCAAAGUAG